Molecule: messenger RNA, 354 nt
Organism: Lactuca virosa
Lineage: Eukaryota; Viridiplantae; Streptophyta; Magnoliopsida; Asterales; Asteraceae
Source: the annotation of a GenBank genome assembly
AUGAUCCACAACGCAAAAAAUAAAAAAAAAGAUCACCAUCUUCGCCACCCCAAAUGCAUCUCCCUAUGUAAUAGCGCAUUUCAAUACCACUAUCUUGAAUUAACGUCGAACAGCAGUCACCGAGACUACCAGUUGUUAACCGACGUGUUAACAAUACUGUUGAUACUCCCGCGUUACGAUAAGGACAAGGCGCGACGGCUCAGUCUCGUCUUCCAAUCUCUUGAAUCUCGCAACUCAGACAUUAAUUUCAUCGAUAUUCUCCAGACCUGUUUUUCAUCUUUCUCUUCUCUCAACAAUUUCGUCAAACACCUGCUCUGCAACUUUCUUCCCAAGAUCUUGAAUCUGUGUGGUUGA